Molecule: messenger RNA, 1735 nt
Organism: Panonychus citri (citrus red mite)
Lineage: Eukaryota; Metazoa; Arthropoda; Arachnida; Trombidiformes; Tetranychidae
Exons: 1
Coding region: 428-1735 (435 amino acids)
Source: RefSeq, a predicted model, not a curated record
UCAACACAACAGUAACCAUAGUAACCCGUAACCAUAGCAACCACACCAACAUUCAAAAGGUAAAAAAAGUCUCCACCCCCUUUUCUUUUUCUUAUUUUUCUCUAUCUAAGUUACCAUUAAGGUUCUAUGGGUUUAAUUUUCCCGCCUUUUUUUAUAAACUAUCUCAAAAAAUUUUCGGCUGCAAGUCCAACUCACUGCGCUGAUUAAUAUAGGCUAGCAAAGUUAUAAUGAAACUUUUUUUUCAAGCGACUUAGUUUUUAACUUAGAAAUUUACCAUGUAUUCUCUAUGGGGAAUUUUGCAUGUAUUCUCUAUGGGGAAUUUUGCAUGUAUUCUCUAUGGGGAAUUUUACAUGUAUUGUCUAUGGGGGAUUUUACAUGUUAGUUUUUUUUUUCCUAAUAUUAACACUUUUCUUUAUCACCAGUUAACAUGGACUUAACACGAGCCUUCCAAAUUCUAAAUGAGGAAAUGGAGCAAGAAUACGAUGAAAUCUGCAGAAGAUUUGUGAUUCCAGAUAACCAAAAUUGCGCUGAUUCGAUAAACCAUGGACUUGAUGCUUGUAUGGAAUGUGAUGAAGACGACGAGAUAUGUAAAAACUACUAUGUUAAAAACGAUGAAGAAGAACUAGAUAUGUAUAUGGAAAAUCAAGACGAUGAUGACAUAUGUAUCAACUUAGGGAUAGAAGGUGAAACAGAAGCAGAGGAGGUUAGUAUGUUAGAUUUAUCAGCUACUGGUGUGAUUAAUGAAAUAGCGACAGGACAAAUCCUUUCUCAAUCAAUUCAGAAGCAACCGGAUGCUAUUUAUUAUACUGAUAACCAUUCUAGCAGUUCUGGUUCUACAUCUCUUGUACACUCUUGUGCUUCCAAUGAACAAUAUGAUGUCGGUCACUCAUCUCAAGAUAUAGCGCAAUCAACUCAUCGCUCUUCAUCGUCUUCUACUUCAAGCUCAUGUUCAACUUGCAACUCUUCACAGUCUUCGUCUUUCUCUUCAAGCUCAUGUUCAACUUGCGAUACAUGUUCAACUUGCAACUCUUCACAGUCUUCGUCUUUCUCUUCAAGCUCAUGUUCAACUUGCGAUACAUGUUCAACUUGCAACUCUUCACAGUCUUCGUCUUUCUCUUCAAGCUCAUGUUCAACUUGCAACUCUUCACAGUCUUCGUCUUUCUCUUCAAGCUCAUGUUCAACUUGCGAUACAUGUUCAACUUGUAACUCUUCACAGUCUUCGUCUUUCUCUUCAACUUGCGCUCAAGACAACACUUCCAGAUCUAAACAAGAUUUUUCUCAACAGGGAGGUGGUCAAGGUGAUGAUUCUAUUCUUCAUUCAAGACCAAGGGAAAGAGAAAUAGAGUUUGAGAUUGUAGAUGAACAGCCAUGGAGAACAAAUGCGAACUUCCAUUCAAUGACCAAACUUCUUCGCGCUAGGCUCAACAACAACUGCUCGUCCGGUGUUGAUAUUUCGCGCUUAUCGCACGCAAUAGAUACAGCCUAUGAAAGAUUUGUUUCCAAACUGAUAGAAGAUGCCAAUUCAAAUGACAGGAUCUUUAUAACAUUUCGUAAUCCGCAAGAAAACCGUGAACUUUAUGUCUCAUUCCUCAAGAAAAACUUCAAUCCACAGGAGUUUCUUGAUAGAGCCUAUGCACUAGCACAAUCAGCAGGAAAUUUCCUAGAUGAUGGAGUUUUUGAAAUAAAAGUUCAAAUAGUCAAGUCCAUUUCAGGAGGAGCAAGGGCAAGGGUUUGA